UUGUCGACCGCGGAGUAUACGAUGACGAAAUUGUGAUUAAAAACAUAUGUUAAUACCAAAUAAGUAAAUACAUUUAUAAAUGUGUUUCUUAAAUCUAAUGUCGACAUCAAUUUUAAACCAAUUUUAUCCUAUUUACUACUGUCUUUUAACAUUUCUUCCUACGUAAUUGGAGAAGAUUGCAAAUCAAAAAUGAGCGAGGAAGAAACAAGUCAGAAUCUUUCUCUGCAGAAAGUUUUAUUACCUGGUCAUGAUCCUGGAUGGAAUGAUCCUCCAAAAUGGGCAUACUCUACUUCACAAAGUAGUUCUGUAACUCCUACUAAGAGAGUAUUAAAUAAGAGAGUGGCAUUUCCUAUGUCUUCUGUAAAAACUAUAGAUAAAGAAUCUUCUGCAAAAAAACCACUAAACAUGCCACCGCCAAUGCAAUCUUCUAUUAGUUUAACAACAGCAUCUCAUCCCCCAUUGUUAUGUCCUUCAAACAAAAAUACAGAAGAAAAUAUGACUGAUAUAAUGAUCGAUAAACAGGUGACACUAAACAUUGUUUUGAAAAAUUUGGAAUCUGUGAUUAAUGAACAUAUAUUGGAAAAAAGUAGAACUGAAGAGCUAAGGAAGAGAUUAGAUUUAUUAAAGGCAGUAUGGCUUGAAGAUAAAUUAAAUAAUACAAUAUAUAAAAAUGUUUUAGAUUUAUCUACAGCUUUACGAGAGGGAGAUAUUGAAAAAGCUGAUGAAAUACAUGUUUCACUAAUGAUGCAACAUGCUAAUUUGUGUAGCACAUGGAUUCCUGGAAUCCGACACAUUAUUUUGGAAUUAAAAACUAAAACGAAAAAUCUGGAUGCAACGCAACUUCAAAGCUCAGAAUUACAUUUAUUAUCAACUAGAGAAAAUGAAUAAAUGAAGAUUCUUUGAGCAUAAA
This is a messenger RNA of Frieseomelitta varia, 910 nucleotides long. RefSeq names its product steroid receptor RNA activator 1-like. The transcript is spliced from 3 exons. Gene Ontology annotation, cellular component: nucleus. NCBI's taxonomy places the organism in Eukaryota, Metazoa, Arthropoda, Insecta, Hymenoptera, Apidae. Bases 190 to 888 code for a protein of 232 amino acids. The record is from RefSeq and is a predicted model, not a curated record. Gene Ontology annotation, biological process: regulation of transcription by RNA polymerase II.